CCGGCCCGCCCCGUUGAAAUCUCUGGUUAUCUGGUGUUGGACCGAUUGAGGUUUCUAGGGCUUUUCCUCUCUCAUAUCCGAUGAGGUGAUUUCCAAUUAUUCUUGAUCGUGAUCGUCUGUUUUUGAUUCAGAGGUCGGAAAGCCGGAGCGAAAUCGAGGAAAAAGGCUUCGAUUUGAUGUCUGAUUAGUGGUUUCUAGGGUUCGGAUCGGAACAGCGUUGUCUACUUCCCAUUUCCGGAGUUCCUUUGGCUGUUCUUGAUCCGUUUCGGGGAUACCAUCUGCUGCAAUGGCGAUGAAGAGACCCCCGCGAUUCCUCCCCUGUUCUCACGGAAUUCGCAGCACUGCCUAUUUUGAAGCCCUCGGUUUUAAUCCGGAAGAAGCAUCUGCGGUAGAUCGUACGGGCUCAGCUCCUUCCCCUACUCUCCGGCGGCACCUCACAUGGGAGAGGAAUCACGGAAUUGAUAGAAAAGGUACUAGCUUUCACUCAAAAGUAUGUUUCCAUACCCUCUCUAAGCCUAUUUGUCGAAAUUUUUCAUCGAAUGGGCCCUUCGAUCCCGUCGGAGAGGGGAGUGGGUCUGCCCAUAGGGGUGUCAGCUACAUUGAGGGAACAAAUAGGGAAGGUUUGAGAUCAAGUAUCGAUGAAAUUUGCCGCGUUCUUGAUAGCAGACCUUGGGGACCCGAAUUGGAGGCUGCUCUCUCUGCAGUUCACCAGAAACCUAGUUCGGAAUUCGUCUAUGGUGUGUUAAAAAGGCAGAAAGAUUUGAUUUUGUCGUUGAAUUAUUUCCGGUGGGUGGAAAAGAUGACUGGGGAACCGCACAGUCCUGAAGCAUAUAAUUCAAUUCUUAUGAUGAUGGCUGCUAGCAGAAAAUAUGAUUCUUUGGAGAAGAUCUUGGAGGAAAUGAGCCUCCUUGGACUUGGGUUGUCGAGCAAUGUUUGCAUUGAGCUGGUCACGAGUUUCAUCAAGUCCAGAAGGCUGAAGGAAGCUGCUGAUGUGAUACAAAUGAUGAGGAAGUUUAAGUUUCGCCCGGCAUUUUCUGCCUACACUACGCUGAUUGGUGCUCUGGCGGAUGCUCAUGAGCCUGUUUUGGCUUUGGCCAUGUUUCAUCAGAUGCAGGAGAUGGGAUACGAAGUAAAUGUUCAAUUGUUUACGACUAUGGUGCGUGUGUUUGCGAGAGAAGGAAAGAUCGAUGCAGCUCUUUCCUUGUUGGAUGAGAUGAAAAGCAAUUCAUUGAGUGCAGAUAUUGUGUUGUAUAAUGUCUGUAUUGACUGUUUUGGAAAGGUGGGUAAAGUGGAUAUGGCCUGGAAGUUCUUCCAUGAGUUGAAAGCACAAGGUUUGGAUCCAGAUGACGUGUCAUAUACUAGCAUGAUUUCAGUUCUAUGCAAAGCAGAUAGACUGAGUGAAGCUGUGGAACUCUUUGAGCAGAUGGAACACAACAGAAAAGUUCCUUGUGCUUAUGCUUAUAAUACAAUGAUAUUGGGGUAUGGCUCUGCGGGAAAGUUUGAUGAUGCUUACAAGCUACUGGAGAGGCUAAGAGAGAAGGGAUGCAUUCCCAGUGUUGUUGCAUAUAAUUCAAUCCUUACUUGCCUAGGAAGGAAAGGGAGAGUUGAUGAGGCAUUGAAUGUCUUCGAGGAGAUGAAGAAGGAUGCAGAGCCCAAUGUAUCAACCUAUAACAUUAUCAUAGACAUGCUUUGCAUGUCAGGAAAUCUUGAAGCUGCUUACAAGAUUCGGGAUGCCAUGGAAGAAGCAGGCUUAUUUCCCAACUUGCUGACUGUGAACAUAAUGGUUGACAGGUUGUGUAAGGCACAGAAGCUUGAUGAGGCCUGCAAAAUAUUUGAAGGCAUAAGGCAAAAAGGCUGCACUCCAAAUGCAGUAACAUAUUGUUCACUUAUUAAUGGAUUAGGAAGGAAUGGCAAGGUUGAAGAAGCUUACAAAAUGUUUGAGAGGAUGUUGGAUGCAGGUCAUAACCCUGAUGCUGUUGCUUAUACAUCUCUGAUUAGGAACUUCUUCAAGCAUGGCAGAAGAGAAGAUGGUCAUAAAGUAUUCAAAGAGAUGAACCGUCGAGGGUGUCGCCCUGAUCUAACGCUUCUCAACAUAUACAUGGAUUGCGUCUUUAAGGCGGGUGAAGUCGAAAAGGGUCGUGCUAUAUUUGAGGACAUCAGUAAGCACGGGUUCUCUCCUGAUGUAAGGAGCUAUUCCAUAUUGAUUCAUGGUCUCACAAAAGCUGGCCAUGCACGAGAGACCUACAAACUGUUUUAUGCCAUGAAGGAGCAAGGUUGUGUACUUGACACCCUUGCUUACAACACUGUAAUUGAUGGGUUUUGCAAGUCCGGCAAGGUGGACAAAGCUUACCAGCUUCUCGAGGAGAUGAAGAUUAAGGGUCAUGCUCCCACUGUGGUUACUUAUGGAGCUGUAAUUGAUGGCCUUGCAAAGAUUGACAGGCUUGAUGAGGCUUAUAUGCUUUUUGAAGAGGCAAAGUCAAAAGGGGUACAGUUAAAUGUUGUCGUGUAUAGUAGUCUUAUAGAUGGGUUUGGAAAAGUAGGGAGGAUAGAUGAGGCUUACCUAAUUAUGGAAGAGAUGAUGCAGAAGGGUUUGACUCCUAAUGUGUACACAUGGAAUUGCCUGAUUGAUGCUUUAGCGAAGGCAGAGGAGAUCAAUGAAGCUCUGGUCUGUUUUCAAUCAAUGAAAGACAUGAAAUGUGCUCCCAACACCUAUACUUACAGCAUUCUUAUCAAUGGACUUUGUCGAGUGCGGAAGUAUAAUAAAGCUUUCGUUUUCUGGCAAGAAAUGCAGAAACUGGGUCUUACCCCAAGUGUGGUCACAUAUACAACCAUGAUCUCAGGGCUUGCAAAGGUUGGAAACAUAAUGGAGGCUAAUAAACUUUUUGAAAAGUUUAAGGCUAACGGCGGUAUCCCCGACUCAGUUAGUUUUAAUGCCCUUAUAGAAGGCAUGAGUAAUGCCAAUAGAGCAAUGGAUGCAUAUAGGAUUUUUGAAGAAACACGGUUGAGGGGUUGCAAAAUUAAUGCCAAGACCUGUAUUGUUCUUCUAGAUGCAUUGCAUAAGGCUGAAUGUCUUGAACAGGCUGCGAUUGUUGGUGCUGUCUUGAGGGAGAUGGCAAAGUCCCAACAUGCUGCUAGAUCUUUGUAGACUGUAGACUGUGGAGCUACAAAACUUGUGGUUCUUUUGUUUUUGACGAUAACAGGCUGGGAGACAUGCUGCAUCUUGCCUUCUUUAACCUGUCAUGACAUUAUAAAUUAUGGUUGUAUACAUGCAGUUGCUCCAUACAGAAACUUCUUUUUCCUGUCUUUUGGGAGGGAAAAUUAUAUUCCCAACAUGUAGACCACAAUUUGGAAAUAUGUUAUGUGCAAUAUGCAUAUGCCAUCAGUCAAUUUUGAAGUUAACAUGUCAAGCUUUUGCU
Elaeis guineensis (African oil palm) is the source of this 3416-nucleotide messenger RNA. RefSeq lists its product as uncharacterized. Gene Ontology annotation, molecular function: protein binding. Lineage: Eukaryota; Viridiplantae; Streptophyta; Magnoliopsida; Arecales; Arecaceae. The record is from RefSeq and is a predicted model, not a curated record.